Messenger RNA from Aspergillus homomorphus CBS 101889, 739 nucleotides. RefSeq lists its product as uncharacterized. The record is from RefSeq and is a predicted model, not a curated record. Gene Ontology annotation, molecular function: endopeptidase inhibitor activity. The coding region runs from base 167 to 436 and encodes 89 amino acids. NCBI's taxonomy places the organism in Eukaryota, Fungi, Ascomycota, Eurotiomycetes, Eurotiales, Aspergillaceae. The transcript is spliced from 4 exons. Gene Ontology annotation, biological process: vacuole fusion, non-autophagic.
UCUUAACUAACUACUGUUAACUACUUGUAUAAUCUUCCAUACACCAGUCCGGUUUCGAUCUCAUCAGCCAACAAGCCCUUUUUUAUCAAGAAGAAGCAAUUUACAUCUACCGCGGCUAACUCAUUCAUAUAUUCUGUGUCGUCUGCUCAAUAACUUUCCUGCGAAGAUGCAGCUAAUCUCUGCGACUGUCCUCGGUCUUGUUCCGUUGGCUCUGGCCAACUCGAUUCUGGUCACUUUCCCUGCGGGAACCCCAGAUUCGGUGCUCAAGCAAGCCAAGGACUGCGUUCUAGAUGCUGGUGGUCGGAUCACGCAUGAGUUUACUUUGAUCAGAGGGUUCUCGGCCGACGCUCCCGAAGCAGCUAUUCAGCAGAUCUCGACCCAGUCCGCGGCUUAUAAUCCCCAUAUCGAACAAGAUCAGAUCGUCUCAAUUCAGUGACAUGGAUCCGUGCUGCUCAGUCUGCGAGAGAGAUGGAUCUGUUUAUUGACCUUUUUGGCUUACCUCCUGCUGGUCCCAGGAGCUCGCUGGCCUGGCGUCGGUGGUCAAUGGGAGUUUCUUGAUUUAAUAAAUGUUAUGAUAAUGAUAGUAGUCUUGGUCGUUUUGAAGUCGGAAUAUAGUUUAAAUGUGUUUCCAGGGGUUCGACGCCGAGUAAGCUGAGGUAUAUCGUCGGUAUCCUGGGACAUCCUCGGAAACAAUAUGGCUAGUAAAGUGGACGGAUAAGUUCCCCUGAAUGUUUCGAGC